Molecule: messenger RNA, 1959 nt
Organism: Cornus florida
Lineage: Eukaryota; Viridiplantae; Streptophyta; Magnoliopsida; Cornales; Cornaceae
Exons: 4
Coding region: 1-1959 (652 amino acids)
Source: RefSeq, a predicted model, not a curated record
AUGCUUGGGUCGUAUUUCCCUGGGACCAGGAUUAUCUAUCCUGAUGCCCUGGUUAAAGCUCACAAUGCUUUAUCUCGUAGAAUGGAGCAAUUAGAGGGCACACAAAGAGAAGUAGUGACAUUGCUGCGGGAGAUUGUCGAUAGAGGGGUACCUCGGCGAGAUUUAGGCCCAACCAGUGUCCCCUCCGACGAGCUUACUGGGGGACACAUGACCCCAGAAAACUUGAAACGACAUUCGCUCUCAUCAUCAGCUGAAGUAAGACGAGCUGCUGGCCAAUGUAGACAAUCACGAGACGCGCCGCCUCGGGCCCGCCGAACUCUUUUCAGCACUCCCCUCACGGCACCUGCAAGGAGGCGGCUCCCGAACCACCAUAUGCGCAAUCCAUUGCACUCCUCCUUUAUCCCCCGGGGGUAUCUGACCCCUAAGUUUAACAAAUUUGAUGGGAGGAAAGGGAAUCCGCGAGAGCAUGUGGUCCUGUUUAUUGAAGCUUUGGGGCCCUUUGGAAACGAUCACACAUUGCGACUUAGAGAGUUCUCAAAAACUCUCACAGAUAGGGCCUACAAAUGGUAUGCAAAUUUAGAGUCCGGGUCGCUCACUACCUGGAACCAAUUAGCCACGAUUUUCCAGUCGAAGUUCUUUCAGGCGGAGGAAAGGGUGACCACUCUCUCCUUGACCAAGGCCAUGGAAUAUUACGAAACCCAUGAAGAAGAGGCACUGGCCAAGAUAUGCAUACAAGGCAUGCAGGGAUCUUACCGAAUCCAUUUCAUUAACUUAAAGUUACCCACUUUCGCCGAUUUGAUAGAGGGCGCUACGCAAGAAGAGUACCGAGGCAGACGUAGACCUCAGGUUGCGGCUGUAGAUGAGCCGAACAGCAAGAGGAAUGGGAGGCCAGCCCGCGCCCCUCGAACAAAGAAUCCGGACAAGGCACCUCCUCCAUUCCCAUGCACCCCGGAAGAGGUAGAAACCAUCCUUAAGAAGUGGAUCCAACAUGGAGAUAUCAGACUGCCUGAGGUUCUUCAUGAGCCUACUGCGGAAGAAAUGGCUCACCCCAAAUAUUGCAUGGACGUGAGGGAGGAACCGUUUCCUGCACAUGAUCGAGGGGCUGCAAUGAUGGUCUCCGGCGUAGCAAAUGAUGAGGGACGAGUCGAGGAGGAUGUUUCCUCCUCCAGCAAUGACUACCAUCAGCAUGGGGACAGUGUCGCCCAGGUCGCGCUAGUAAGGGAAGACGAUCUCGAUGCGUUCCGAUUGCUGGAAACCGCUCCAGUUAAAAAUAUCCUUCAGAAGAUGGAUUUUUCUCCUCUUGCUCAGAAAGAAAUUGCCAAGAUCCUGUGGUUGGCGGCGAAGGAAGGUGUAAAGGAAGUCGCGUCGAUCACAUCGCUCCCAGUACCUCAGAGAUUGACCGGGUCGGCCAUAGUCUUUACUGAAGAAGACAAAUGUGUUCUUACACCGCACAACAGGCCGUUGUAUGUUACGGCCUCUCUUAAUGGGGUCGAACUCAAGCGGGCGUUUCUUGACAACGGUUCAUCCCUCAAUAUCAUGCCAUUGGAAAUUUUCCGUCGCACUGGAUUGCCAAGUGAGAAGCUUAUCCGGAAGUCGACUGAAAUUACCGGGUUUGGGAGUGAUAUUCGAAGAACUGAGGGAUAUGUGACAACCGAGUUGGUUAUUGGAAAAUUCAAAGGCCCAGUUAAGUUCCAUGUCAUUGAUUCAGACACUCCUUAUCACUUAUUAAUGGGUCGCGGUUGGAUGCAUAAGUUUGGAAUUGUUCCAUCUUCGUACCACCAGUGUAUAAAAGUGUUCUGGAACGGGAAGCAAGUAACGGUCCGCUGCUCUGAUCGACCGUUCACCAACAGGGAAUCUUAUAUGGUGGAGGCUGCAUUCUUUAAUGAACUUGAGGAGGCGGAGGAACCCCAACCGUUGAAGGCCUACUCUUUGCCAAAGUGGGAGGCCAUCGACCGAUAA